Centruroides sculpturatus (bark scorpion) is the source of this 1432-nucleotide messenger RNA. RefSeq names its product sorting nexin-6-like (gene Snx6). Gene Ontology annotation, biological process: phagosome-lysosome fusion involved in apoptotic cell clearance. The record is from RefSeq and is a predicted model, not a curated record. Gene Ontology annotation, molecular function: phosphatidylinositol binding. The transcript is spliced from 11 exons. Lineage: Eukaryota; Metazoa; Arthropoda; Arachnida; Scorpiones; Buthidae. The coding region runs from base 98 to 973 and encodes 291 amino acids.
UUUUUUUAAAAUAAUUUAGAUACCUCCUGCCCCACCAAGACCUGAUUUUGAUGCAUCAAGAGAGAAACUUCAAAAACUUGGAGAAGGGGAAGGAAAUAUGACUAAAGAAGAAUUUAGUAAAAUGAAACAAGAAUUGGAAGCAGAGUAUUUGGCUACUUUCAAGAAAACAGUUGCAAUGCAUGAAGUAUUUCUUCAAAGAUUAGCUAUUCAUCCAAUGUUCCGACAUGACCAUAAUUUUAAAGUAUUUCUUGAAUAUGAUCAAGAUUUGUGUGUUCGUGGAAAGAACAAAAAAGAAAAAUUAGCUGGACUCUUUAGCAAUAUUAGCAAAUCAGCAGAUGAUCUGUUGUUGUCCAAUACACAAAAAGAUGUUGAUGAUUUCUUUGAACAUGAAAGGAAUUUUCUGAUUGAAUAUUACAAUCAUAUUAGAGAUGCUACUAUGAAAUCUGAUAAAAUGACGAGAAACCAUAAAAAUGUAGCUGAUAGUUAUAUCAAGAUAUCAUUUUCACUUGUACAGUUAGCAACCAUUGAUGGAUCAGAACUUGAAAAAUUUUUCAGUAAAGUUUCUGAAACUUUUGAAAAAGCAAGGAAAUUGGAAGGAAGAGUUGCCUCUGACGAGGAUCUUAAACUAUCAGAUACAUUAAGAUAUUAUAUGAGGGAUACAGCUGCUGCUAAAGAUUUGCUAUAUAGAAGAUUAAGGUGUUUAGCUAAUUAUGAAAAUGCCAACAGAAAUUUAGAAAAAGCACGCAUUAAGAACAAAGAUAUUCAUAUGGCAGAAAAUGUUCAACAACAAGCCUGCCAGAAAUUUGAAGCCAUUUCUAAACAAGCCAAACAAGAAUUACAAGACUUUAAAACCCGUCGAGUUGCUGCUUUUAGAAAAAAUCUUGUAGAACUAGCAGAACUCGAAUUGAAACAUUCAAAGACACAAAUUCAACUUCUGAAGAGUUGUUUAAUGUCACUCCACGAAGAACAUUAAAUUUUGGUUUCUCUUAUUGACAUAUUUUCUAAGGGACCAGUUUGUCAUAUGAACUCUUACUAUCAAUUUGCCUGUGGUAUAAAAUGACAAAUAGCAUAAUUUUGAUUAUUAUUUUUUUUCUUUAUAAUCUGUUGGUUGUUGAACAUUUGUUUUAUCUAUAAUAAGAUAUCGAGUGAGUCACCAGCCCGAAUUGCUUUGUUGUUCCAAAUAUAUUUAAGUUGCAAAGGUAAUUUAGAUAAGGAAACGUUGUUUAUAUAAUUUCUUCCAUUACCAUCAGGGUGCAUCAUUUGGUUACAGAAGUGUUGAAUUCUUUGCAAAUACAUAUGCCUGAUGUAUGUCAUGGAAUCCAUGUUUAUAACAAAACAGAUUUUUCACUUGAGUUGUUAUUUUGAUAAGAAUGAUGCUAAAUUUUUUAAUUUUCUGUAGCAAAUUAAAUAAACUACAAAUUUAUUACUAAAA